UGCUGUUGCUGAUGCUGUUGCCCGGCGCCUGCAUCCACAGAGCCAUACGCGGGUAACCACAGUCAGUCAUCCACCUCCAGCAGCAGAGACCGCAGGAACAGAAGGGGGAGUGAGAAGGAGCUUCGGUUUCCCUGGAGAGUUACAUCCGCAGUGACAAGAUGACUCUGGCAGCCUAUAAAGAGAAGGUCAAAGAGCUCCCCCUGGUGUCUCUGUUCUGCUCCUGCCUGAAACCACAGACUGCAGAAAACACCACUUACAAAGCAGAAGAUGCCGUGGACCUGGGCUGGUGUGUCAUGAAAGACGUGGAGGUGAUAGAGCUGAACAAGCGGACAUCGGGCCAGGCCUUUGAGGUCAUCCUCAAGCCUCCAUCCUUUGAUGGCCUGCCAGAGCUCAACACCUCCAUGCCGCAGCGCCGCGACCCGUCCCUGGAGGAGAUCCAAAAGAAGCUGGAGGCUGCCGAGGAGAGACGAAAGAUCCAGGAAGCUGAGCUGCUGAAGCACUUGGCAGAGAAGAGAGAGCACGAGCGUGAGGUGAUCCAGAAGGCCUUUGAGGAGAACAACAACUUCAUCAAGAAUGCUAAGGAGAAGCUGGAGCAGAAGAUGGAGGCGAACAAGGAGAACAGGGAGGCCCUUCUGGCGGCCAUGUUGGAGAGGCUGCAGGAGAAGGAUAAACACGCAGAGGAAGUGAGGAAGAACAAGGAAAUGAAGGAGGAGGCGUGCCGAUAGACCCGACAGAGCCAGAGGAGAGAGACAAAAGUGGAGGGAAUCAAGGCAGCGGUGGGGGGGGGGGGAGAAGGAAAAAGACAAAAAAAAGGACUUAACAGCGACUUGAAUGAGCUUAAAAGAAAAGCUUUUAACUUUAACGUGUGCUGUGAGACUUAAACGCUGUACAAAGUUUAGCCAAUGCUUGAUGUAGAUUUCUUUCGUUCUCUAAGGUAAACUGGAUGAUGGCAGGCUGGUGGGGUGGGCGACUGGACACAAUCAAGUAUUCAACACCUAUGAUGUCUUCUUUGUUGCAGGGCGAAAGAAACAACAAGCUAUAGCUCUUUCUUCUUCAUUGUUUCUGUGAGAAAGCAAUGCAUUUAAAUACCUGAGUUAAACUUAAACGCCGGGUUUAAAUUCUCUCAUCACCGAAUGUUAGUUUGGCAGCAACACAGACAGACUCAAAUAGUUUCCAAUAAGACUACAACUCUGGAACAUGCAGCUUUAAUUUCAACUGUUAGCUCGGUAAACAUGAAUAAUGUUCUGCGAACAGGACUUGAAGGACGAAGAAGAAAAAAAAACACAGCCUUGUUCUACCACAAUGAAAAGAGAGCCAAACGGCGUUUUGUGGUUAGGAGUCACCCAGAAUUUCAAGAGUUUGUAAUGAAUGUUUUUGCUUUUGUUUCUUCCAACAGUGUUUGUGGAUUAAGGGGUAAAAAAAAAAAAAAGGAUUAAAAAGUGAAAGGUUUGUCUGAUGUGUUUUGCCAUUUUCAGGCUUCUGAGAAACUUUAGUUGUAGGGUAGCACUGGAUAUUCAUUUGAGAUUUAGAGCACUGACUGCACUCUUUUGUCAUCAAGCACAACUCAAAAGCACAUAUGCAUACCAGAGUUAUCACAUACAGUGAAGUAAACCUGAACCAGGAAGACGCGAAGAGGCGGUCGGCCUCGGUUCACUAUCUGUUCCGAUUCUACGGGUUGGAUGGCUGAGCAGCAGGCUCUGUCCGCUUGGCCUGUGCCGCUGUGCUCGGAUUGUUUCUUUGUCAUUUGGAAGGGAACUAAAACCGAAACGAAUGUGCAGAAAGCUGAAAUGUGCCCGAACAUUUGAGUCAUACUGACUUUAUCCUGGCUUGAUUUAAAACGUCUAAAUGUUUGUACUGUAACUGGAGGAAGGGGGGGGGGGGGGGGGGGGGGGGGGUUGGACUUGCUGUAACUGUGUGUUGCUGUGUAUCUCAAAGGGUGGACUGAUUGUAUUUAUUUGGCAUGAUUAGUAAAGAAAAACAGCUGAACUGAA
Molecule: messenger RNA, 1991 nt
Organism: Fundulus heteroclitus (mummichog)
Lineage: Eukaryota; Metazoa; Chordata; Actinopteri; Cyprinodontiformes; Fundulidae
Gene: stmn4
Product: stathmin-like 4
Exons: 6
Coding region: 159-725 (188 amino acids)
Biological process (GO): microtubule depolymerization; regulation of microtubule polymerization or depolymerization; neuron projection development
Cellular component (GO): cytoplasm; neuron projection
Molecular function (GO): tubulin binding
Source: RefSeq, a predicted model, not a curated record